UCUUAAGCCCUAAACCCUGAAGCAGGAAAGGUGCACGUGGUUGGAAUCGUUGCAGGGCGUAGGACAUGUCUAACCUUGAACCUGAGUUUGUGACCAUUCGUGGCUACGAGCUCCGCCUCAUUCGUUGCACCCUGAGUCCUUCACCGACGUCGGAUCCACUACUGCCUCAAUGUGAAUCGUCCGAUUCCGAUAGCCUCAUCAAGCACCUCUUGAAUUCCAUCGAGUGUGGAAACUAUGUUGAAGCACUCAACUCCCAACCGUGGAGGCUCGUCUUCCAACUCGGCCAUGACUCACUGCAACUGGACUCCGCCGACCGCCUCUACUCCGAGUUGGUGGACCGCGCCGAGUUAUUUAUCAGAGACGCCGCCGCUAGCGCCGCCGAACAGUCUCGCAGGGUCAUACUCGUGAUGUGCAUCGCCGUCGCUGCAUUUCUAGGGUUCACACAAUGUAACUUCACCGGGCCUUUGAAGGAGAAGGGGUUACCGAGAUGCCCUCUGCCUCUUGAUGGUGAUGAUGAACAUUUGGAGUGGGACAAUUGGGCGCGGAAUCAGCUUAUGUCCGCUGGCUCUGACUUGCUUGGAAAGUUCUCGAAUCUUCAGUAUAUAGUUUUUGCUAAGGUGUUGCUCAUGCGGAUGAAAGAUUUGUCAUUUGAGAUUGGAAGCCUUUCUUGGUGGCUUGUGAGGGUUUUGCUUCUUCAACAGAGGAUUUUGGAUGAGCGCUCUUCUUCCUUGUGUGAUCUCUUGCAUGUCUAUAUGGGCGAAGCUUUACGACAAUUUGGCACUUCGGAACUAGUUAAGGGUUAUUGGGAUGUUGGUUUACGUGAUGGAGAGAGCUUAGCAAUUGUCUCCAUGCUUCAAUUAGAGGCUGGAAUUAUGGAAUAUGCCUAUGGACGAGUUGACUCUUGCAGGACACAUUUUGAGUCAGCUGAGAUGGCAGCUGGGCUUCAGCUUUCAGUUACUGGGGUACUUGGUUUUCGUACUGUAUAUCAGGUAGAACCAAAGGCACAAAUGGUACUCGUUACUAACACAAGUUCAUUAAAUAAUGUGGAUAACUGCCCUUUAAUGGGUACUGGCAUCCAAACACGUGAUUCCAGCACUGGUGAAGAUAACUUGCAUUUGCAUCAGCAUGAUACCUCUGAAACAUCUGGCGUGCUCCUAAUACCAAAGUUGUUAGAAAAUGAUGAUGACUCUAAAACUAGGCCAGAAGGCAUGGAAAAUGGUUCUCAUGCUACUACCAGUUUGACAGCGAUGCAACAGGCUGUAAUUCUAGCAUACUGCCUUCUAAUUGAGAAGAGCUCCCGACAUGAUGAAUUGCAACGAUGGGAUAUGGCCCCUUACAUUGAGGCAAUUGAUUCCCAGCAUUUGUCUUUUUUUAUUAUACGGUGUUUCUGUGAUAUCUUGCGUAUUCGGUGGGAGUCAUCCCGUAAUCGAACAAAGGAGCGUGCUUUACUGACAAUGGAAAAAUUGGUGCAGCGCAUUGAUGAAUCUUCUCCAGCAGUAGCAGAAAGAAUUCCUUUUAGUUAUGGUGUUUAUUUGCCUUGCAUUCCCGCAUUAAAGAAGGAGCAUGGUGAACUUUUGGUGCGCUGUGGUUUGAUAGGGGAGGCAGUGAAGGUGUUUGAAGAUUUAGAAUUAUGGGAUAACCUUAUAUACUGCUACAGCCUGUUGGAGAAGAAAGCCUCAGCUGUUGAACUCAUCAGGAAAUGUCUUUCAGAAAGACCAAAUGACCCCAGGUUAUGGUGCUCCCUGGGUGACACUACCAUUAAUGACGCGUGCUAUGAAAAGGCCCUGGAAGUUUCAAACAAUAAGUCUGCUAGAGCUAAGCGUUCUCUGGCUCGCAGCGCAUACAAUAGAGGAGACUAUGAGACAUCUAAAAUUUUGUGGGAGUCUGCAAUGUCAAUGAACUCUAUGUAUCCAGAUGGUUGGUUUGCUCUUGGGGCCGCUGCAUUGAAGGCCCGGGAUAUUGAGAAGGCUUUGGAUGCAUUUACUCGUGCUGUUCAACUUGAUCCUGAAAAUGGGGAAGCUUGGAAUAACAUUGCUUGCUUGCAUUUGAUCAAGAAAAAGAGCAAGGAGGCCUUCAUUGCAUUUAAAGAAGCCUUGAAGUUCAAACGAAACAGCUGGCAACUCUGGGAGAACUACAGCCAUGUUGCUGUUGAUGUUGGCAAUAUCAGUCAGGCACUGGAAGGUGCCCAGAUGGUUUUGGACAUGACCAAUAAUAAACGAGUUGAUACUGAAUUAUUGGAAAGAAUCACAAGGGAGGUGGAAAAGCGGCUUUCAACAAGUAAUUCUGUGGCUCCUGUGAGAACUGAUAAUAAGCCUAAUACAGAUCAAUUCUGCAUUGUUGAUUCUGGAUCAGAACUUCAAGAGAAAAUAUCCGGUGUAUCUGUUGCUGGAAGAUCACGUGAAACUGAGCAUUUAAUUCUGUUACUUGGAAAAGUUUUACAGCAGAUAGUUAAAAAUGGGAAUGGAUGUGGACCCGAUGUAUGGGGCUUAUAUGCCAAAUGGCACAGGAUUAAUGGAGAUCUCAUGAUGUGUUCUGAAGCCCUCUUAAAGCAAGUUAGAUCACUCCAGGGUUCUGAUACUUAUAAUGACCGAGAUCGCUUCAAAAGGUUUGCAAAAGCAUCUUUGGAACUUUGCAAGGUGUACGUGGAAAUUUCCUCAUCUACUGCCAGUAUUAAACCAUUGUUUACAGCUGAGAUGCACUUGAAGAACAUCAUUAGACAGGCUCAGAGCUUCUCCGAUACAGAAGAGUUCAGGAAUCUUCAAGCUUGUCAUGAUGAAGUGAAAAUUAAACUCCAAUAGAAUUCAAUGCCUAGUUAAAAUCUUGUCGAAGGUAUUAUUCGAUUUGUUAUGUAAGUUAUAACCUAAAGGUUUGACCUGCCGUGAUCUGAUUGGAGGUGAUCCCACGAAUCUGCAGAGGCAUAUACUAAGAAUGGCCGUGCAUGUAGCUUCCCCAUUUCCAUCGACAGAGAACGUUAAAAGGUUGCUUCCAGAAUCCUGAAAUUGGCAAUAUUACAAAGGGAUAAAUGUUUAUCCCUUUAAAGGACGUUCCUUUUACUUAAAACUAGAGUGGAUGUUGUGUACUAAUAUGUAACAUUCUCUUAGGGGACGUUUGGUUGAGGAGAAAUUUUUGAAAUACUAGGGAAAUGUAAUUGAUAGAAAAAUGGUGGGAAAGUAAGUUUAGUAGGAAAAUGUAAAAAAAGUUGUUUGGUUGAAAAAAAAAAUUCCGGAUAAAUUAGGGAAGAUUUAUAAAGUCUAUGUUUGGUUUGAGGUAAAAUAUAG
This is a messenger RNA of Gastrolobium bilobum, 3278 nucleotides long. RefSeq lists its product as uncharacterized. Bases 66 to 2798 code for a protein of 910 amino acids. The record is from RefSeq and is a predicted model, not a curated record. The transcript is spliced from 20 exons. Gene Ontology annotation, molecular function: protein binding. Lineage: Eukaryota; Viridiplantae; Streptophyta; Magnoliopsida; Fabales; Fabaceae.